CACGACCACGACAGCAAGGCAGCCCAGGAUGAAACGCCCUGCCAUAGAACAAGCGGAUAUACAGCGUCCUCGCACUCGUCGUCGAGUGAUAUCCCAGCAAGCCCUUCAAAAUCAGAUUUUACCAAACCAGCCUCACGCCAGCCUUGUGGCCGAUGACGAGAGUAUCCUCUCUGCAGUCAAGAAGCCCCAAGAGUCGCCCAAUAAUACUCGACAAAACUUGAUCACCACUCCACGCAAGAGCAUCGAAAGCACGCCCAUCGAGAAGAUAAAGGUAGAAACACCGCAAGAAAAGCCCAAGACCGUCGAAGUAGUCCUAGAACGAACAGUCACCAAGGUCGACGACCAACCAUUACAGCGCCGGCCGCUACGCCGCCUAAGAAUAGUUCCUCUCAAAGAUCCAGCUAUACAAAAUGGAUUGGGUGAAACAGACUCGACAUUGAGCACUCCGAUAAUGAGUCCGGUCGGACUGCGAGCCCCACCAUGCUCUCCUAGCCGGGAUGGGCAAAGUGACCGAGACGACGAUUCGGCCUUCCCUCCACUAUUAAAAAAAUCUAAAGACUCUGAUGUAAAAGUUCCUAUUGUAGAUUUGGCCAAAAUCCCCCCUUCACCCACACCCGUCACCCAGUUGCUCGAACCUGAUCACACCCCGCCCACUCCGCCCUACUAUGUUCAACAUUUUGAGCAUCCAGAACUUCUUCCUUACGACGCAGAGAGAUAUGAUUUCGGUGUUGCAGCCCCUAACGCCAAUACCUAUACCCGAAAGGCCCGGUUUCAGAAAUCGAAGAAGAGACAAAAGAAUAAAGGCGUCUGGUCUUUUACAAACUGCGAGGAGUAUCCACGGGGCGAGACACCGCUAUUUGAGAUAGAGAAAGACGACGAUGACGACGACCUCGGAAAGACGUCCGCCCUAGGUCUAUCGUUACAAGCAGACCAUUCAAAAGAGGAAACAGACAUGGAAAGCGACGAUGAGGCGGAGAUAUUACGUGAUCCGGGCAUUCCGAUAUCUCUUGCGGUGGGGAUCGACUCUAGUGGCAGAUAUGUUUGUCGUUGGGGUGAUUGCAAUAAGACUUUUGCCCGAAACGAUCACUUGGAACAUCGUUGUGAUCCAUGCGGUAUUGCUUUCAUUGGAGUAAGAGGAUUACGAAAUCACGAAAAACAACAUGUUGGUGGUGCUUCUGGGGCUAUCACUCACGCCAAUGAUAGCAGCCAGAGCCAGAGCCAUGUUAGCCAUCCUAGCACUGCUGCCGGAACAGUCGCUUCCAUGGACGACGGUGGCGAAGAUGGCGAUGCUUCUGCCGACGAAGAAAUGGCUGUCAUUAAUACGAUCAACGAAUCAUAUCUAGAACCAGAAGUGGAGGAGGAAGAUACAUGA
Molecule: messenger RNA, 1372 nt
Organism: Acaulospora colombiana
Lineage: Eukaryota; Fungi; Glomeromycota; Glomeromycetes; Diversisporales; Acaulosporaceae
Source: the annotation of a GenBank genome assembly